Molecule: messenger RNA, 2298 nt
Organism: Antechinus flavipes (yellow-footed antechinus)
Lineage: Eukaryota; Metazoa; Chordata; Mammalia; Dasyuromorphia; Dasyuridae
Gene: TVP23A
Product: trans-golgi network vesicle protein 23 homolog A
Exons: 7
Coding region: 551-1192 (213 amino acids)
Biological process (GO): vesicle-mediated transport; protein secretion
Cellular component (GO): Golgi membrane
Source: RefSeq, a predicted model, not a curated record
UGAAGCUGGUGACUUGGCAGAGUCACUAACAUCCAGUUCACUUGCAAGUCCUGACCUUAUCUUCCCCGAUGUUACGGUCCUCUUCUAGAAAGAAAGACAAACUACAAUAAAUACGCCACCUUUGUGAUUUCCCCAAAUUUUUGGGAGUGAUUCUGUGUGACUCCCUAAGCCUCAUCCUCACCUUGACAACAGUAUCACCCGCGCGUCUCAGCUAGCAUACACCUUUCCCCCAACAUCUCAUUGGUCAGUCACUCUUUCCUAUUUAGCCCUUCUCUCCAAGGCCCCGCCCCAAGCCCAGGUCGCCAGUGCGCUGGGCAGCCAAUCCUGCGCCUGCGCUCUGGGAUGUGGAGGGCGGCCUCUUAGCAACUGGUACCUUCGCAGACCGAGCUCCACGCGCUGCCCCUCACCCCCAUCUCAAUCAGCCUAUGCUCCCGACCCUACUGCCCUGUGGCGGCCGGACAUCAAGAGAAAUUUUAAAAAAUUAAAAAGAAAAAAAACAGGCCUCAACCUCGUUGCGCAGUGGGCUGGCCCAAGGUGACCAGGUGGAAAGAUGAAGCAGUCCUUGGUGGAUGACACAGAGGAUGUGUCUCUUGAUUUUGGAAAUGAAGAGGAAUUAGCAUUGAGGAAAGCUAAAAUCAGGCAUCCACUGGCCACCUUUUUCCACCUAUUUUUCCGAGUGAGUGCUAUCAUUACCUACUUGUUCUGUGACUGGUUCAGCAAAAGCUUUGUUGCCUGUUUUGUCACUAUUCUUCUUCUUCUGUCCUUUGACUUUUGGUCUGUCAAGAAUGUGACAGGAAGACUCAUGGUUGGCUUACGCUGGUGGAACCAGAUAGAUGAAGAUGGAAAAAGUCAUUGGAUUUUUGAAGCCAAAAAGGUGUCUUUAAAUAAUUCAACUGGAACAGAAGCUGAAGCUAGAAUUUUCUGGCUUGGUCUAAUUAUCUGUCCAUUGAUCUGGACUGUAUUCUUCUUUAGCACCUUAUUCUCCCUGAAGCUUAAGUGGCUAGCACUUGUGAUUGCUGGCAUCUCCCUCCAAACUGCUAAUCUAUAUGGAUACAUCCACUGUAAAAUAGGAGGACAAAAAAAUAUCACUAAAGUCACAUCAAGAUUUCUAUCCCAAGCAGUAUUUCAGAGAGAGUGUCAAGAUGAAUUUCAAAAGCCUGGUCUGGAGAGAAUGGAAAUACACAAACAUUAAAUGAGAAGCAAAGACUCUUCAUUACCUCCAGAAUAAGGUUCUAACACUAAAUUAGCAUUUGUGAUCCACUAUGUAAUUUGGCUCCAUUUGUCUAUUCAAUCUUUCUGGUCUUAUUGUACUUUGAACAAGCUAUGCAUAUUUCUUGACUUGGAUUUCAUUUAAUCCACAUCCUUCCAUCCAACUGAAGCUUUUCUUAGCUGUUCCUAUUAUACUGCCCUCAUAUGAAUUCAUAAUCCUUAAAUAAGUACCACUUUAUUUGAUACUUAUAUACUAUCCUUUGACUUCUUCCUGGAAUAAUGGAAAAGUGCUGGACUAAGAUGACUGGUUCAAAUCUGAACUAAAUUACUUAUUAUUAUAAUGAGUAAGCUUCCUUUCAGGUAAAAUGAAGAUAAUACAUGAUAUGCUUAUCAAUGUUCUGAGGAUCAAAUGAGAAUAUAUUUAAAAGAACUUUGUAAACUUCUAUACAAAUAAAUUCAAAAUAGUGUCAUUGUCCAAACCAAAUAGUAUACUCCUUCUCUGUAUCGUCCUCAAUGCAUGGCACGUAAGUGCUUAAUAUAAAUAACCACUUGUUGGAUUUUCUUGAUUAAAAACAUAGUUGGUAAUUGUGAAACUCGAGCAGUUUUACAAAUAGCAGCAAUAGUCAAGAGCUGAUAAUGUAUGUGAAAGCUUACCUCUCCUUCCCCUCUACCUAGUAAACUUUUAUCUUAGAAGAUCCAAGGAAAACAUAAGCCACAACUAUUAUUCACUUUAUAUUAAGGUACAAAUAGAUGCAAGCUGAAUAGGUGGAAGAAAUAUCUAAACCAUGAAAAUGACAGAUUGUUAAAAGAUGUUGAAUAUAGCAAUUGAAAUUUAUUUUCCCUACAGACUAAUUUUUUUUUUUUUUUGAGAGAGUUGAGGAAAUUAGAUGAAAAGUUCUCCAACUGCAUGCUGCUGCUGUUGCUAGUUAGGAAGAAUUUAAGUGACGACUGUUUUGUAUAUUUGCAUGAAAUAAGUAUCAGAAGUCGGGUUUUAGAGGAGGAAAGAUGUUUAUUUUUUUUUAAAUGGCUUAUCUGUAAAUACAGUGCCUUAUAUUAACUUAUAUCCUAAUAAAAUGUAUAUCAAAAUUA